Staurois parvus is the source of this 499-nucleotide messenger RNA. The record is from the annotation of a GenBank genome assembly. NCBI's taxonomy places the organism in Eukaryota, Metazoa, Chordata, Amphibia, Anura, Ranidae.
UGGUAUCCCCACCGCCGCCAUGCCGGCUGCUCGGCUCUUCUGUUCAUCUCGGUCCUACCUGUUCCUCAGUCCAGCGCUGUCGUCACUGUCUUCUUUCCCGAGGCUGGCAUCUUUAGUGUGGGCACUCGGCUUCACAGCCACAUGAGCGAGAAGCACUGUGCUUUGUCUGCAGUGUUUGGUCAUCUCCUGUACUAUGCCCGCAGUCUCUGGUCAUCCCCUGUACUAUGUCUGCAGGCUCUGGUCAUCCCCUGUACUAUGUCCGCAGUCUCUGGUCAUCUCCUGUACUGUGUCCGCAGUCUCUGGUCAUCUCCUGUACUGUGUCCGCAGUCUCUGGUCAUCUCCUGUACUGUGUCUGCAGUCUCUGGUCAUCCCCUGUACUAUGUCCACAGUCUCUGGUCAUCCCCUGUACUAUGUCUGCAGUCUCUGGUCAUCUCCUGUACUGUGUCUGUAGUCUCUGGUCAUCUCCUGUAGUUCAUCUGCAGUCUGUGGUCAUCUCCUG